This is a messenger RNA of Zasmidium cellare ATCC 36951, 1281 nucleotides long. RefSeq lists its product as uncharacterized. NCBI's taxonomy places the organism in Eukaryota, Fungi, Ascomycota, Dothideomycetes, Mycosphaerellales, Mycosphaerellaceae. The transcript has 3 exons. The coding region runs from base 1 to 1281 and encodes 426 amino acids. The record is from RefSeq and is a predicted model, not a curated record. Gene Ontology annotation, molecular function: NAD binding; oxidoreductase activity; NADP binding.
AUGUCACACAGCAACGACCCCAACCAUGUCGGCUUCAUCGGUCUCGGGAGCAUGGGAUUCGGGAUGGCCUCACGACUCAUCCAUUGUGGCUUCCAAGUAAUAGGAUAUGACAUUCAAGAGAAGACCAGGAUCAAAUUCAGCGAAGCGGGAGGAAGCACCGCAGACAGCCCGAGAGCGGUCGUGGAGCUCAGCCAAUGUCAAGUUCUUGUCGUCAUGGUUGCUACAGCAGAGCAAGCUUUCGACGUCUUGUUUGAUAAGGACAGUGGAGCAGCUGUAAGACUGCCUCGAGAUGCCAUCGUCCUGCUUUGCAUCACAGCAGCGCCCGACGAUGCAACUCGGAUCAGUCACUCCAUGUCGAAAGACCUCGAUCGCGGCGACGUUAUGGUUCUAGAUUGCCCAGUCUCAGGCGGUGCCAACCGAGCAGCAGACGGAUCACUUUCCAUCCUCUAUUCUGGCGGCGACGAGAUCCCAGAUCAUGCAAUCCGAGUCGUCGAGGCUUUGAGUGCACAUCGCUUUCACGUCCCUGGUCCUGCCGGCAGUGCGUUCGCCCUCAAAAUGAUCCAUCAAAUUCUCGUCGGAGUCCACAUUGUAGCAGCGGUCGAGACGACUGGCUUGGCGAUGUUGGCAGGGAUGGAUCUGGAGUCGCUAGAGAGGGAAGUCAUGGCGAGCAGCGCUGCAUCUUGGCUCUACGGUGAGCGCGUGCCACACCUGAGAGACAUGGAUCGGCCGCCGUACUCAUCUCUCGCCAUCAUACUGAAAGAUUUGCAUCUUGUCAUCUCGGCUGCUAGGAAGGCUCGCUGUCCGCUGCCUCUCUCUACGGUCACUCAGCAGACAUUUCUCGCAGCGAAAGGAUCUGGGCUUGGAACGCACGAUGACUGUGCUCCCGUUCAGUUGUAUCUCGGCAACAGAAAGCCACCGGUUGCGUCGGAUACGACUUCCACCAUAUCAGCAAAGACAAUCCAAGAUCUGCUUAUUGGCACUCAUCUCGCUGCAGCCUUGGAAGCGUUCUCCUUGGUUGACGCUUUGGGGCUUGACCGCAACAUCUUCUACAAAUUCGUGCUCACGGCAGCGGGAGCGAGCAAGGUUUUUGCUGCUUUCGGAGCAAUUGAUACUAACGAUUUUCCCCCGAACAAAUUCGAAGUCGCUCAGCAAAUAAUCAGCAAUUUGAUCCGUGCGUUGGAUGCCGUGGAAAAUUUGCAGUGCCCUACUCCUCUCUGUAGCCAGGCAUUGAACAGUUUGCUGGCGACGUUACCAGGGCAUCGGCAGGCCUCACCAGAAUGA